AUGUCAGAAGGACAGGACCUGAACUCCGUACUGCAAGGACUGUCAGCACAGAUCCAGUCCCUACAGAGAGCGCAAGCCGCAACGAACCGGGAACUAGAGGAGACAAAGUCCAGGUUGGCCACCGCGCAGAUGGUAAGACCAGAUCCGCCUCGACCGAUACCUCCUCCGCUUGUUCCCCUGUCGGAAGCUGAUGACAUCGAGUCGUAUUUGGGCAUCUUUGAAAGGAUGGCCACCCGGAACCAGUGGCAGCGGUCCGACAAGGCCUCCGUCAGGUGGACCCAGGACACAGUCGCAGUGCAGACUCUGAAGAGAAGCAUCCUUGGGACCCUGGGACUAGAGAGACCACCUACACCCAGCAGGCCACUUGACGAGCUUCAGCGGCACCAUCUUAACCGGCUUUACGAGCGCCAAGUGCGGGAUCUGGGAGUUCCGGCAGACACCAAGGUGCAAAAAGUUGCUCCAGUUAGAGUGGAAAACAUCACCCGAAGCCCAAGUGACCAGAAGGCUUCUUGGAAAUUUUUAAUCAUCUUCAAGAAGACUGAGCUCAUGAAGAAGGCGUUGAUCAUCAAGGGGGCACAGCUGUCACUCGAUGCACACUUGGGGUCUGGUCUGUCUUCUGCUGUCCUCACUAACAUUUAUUAUGUAAAUCAGUCCAUUAUGGAGAAUGGGCAGCCUCUGGCACUCAUCAUCUCUACAGUCUUAGACUCAGGCACUUUGAAAGUGGAUCUGCUGGACACUGUAAAAGAGUGGCUGGCAGGUUCAGAAGAGGAAUUACGGUUGACGGUCGAAUUUGUUUCAACUGUAUUUCCUGAAAUGCCUGUAGUUUCACUGAUGGACGAUCAGGUUACUCUUGAAAUUGAAAUGCUACACGGAAAGAGGCAGCGCACUAAGAGGUCUUCCUCAUCCAAGGAAGAAUGCUGGAAAAGUGAGAGAAACUGCUGCCGCAAAUCUCUAACGGUAUCAUUCAAGGAAAUCGGUUGGUCAGACUGGGUGGUGGCCCCCGAGACAUACACCAUGUACUACUGUGAUGGAUCCUGCCCUCAGAAUUACAAACUGGCUGCCAUGCACACUCAAAUCAAGUCCAUGCUGAGCUUGAUUUCCAAUGGUGCCACACCAUCCCCAUGCUGUGUGCCAGCUGAGUAUGAACCCAUGGUGCUCAUGCACUACAAUAGCGAUGGCAAGCUCACGCUCACACCUUUCAAUGACCUCAUUGUCACCAAGUGCCACUGCGCAUAACCAUCCGAGUAGACGUCUCUUUGUUUUAUGGUGGAUGACGUUCACGCAGUGCUUUGUGUCCCUAGUUAAAGGGCACUUCCAAGAAUUUGAUAAAGGGAAUUUACAGAAGCCUGCCAUUAAUUCAGAGUUACAGGGAACUGUAUUAGUCAUUACCAGUUAAAUUAGAGCAGCAGCAGGGUGCAAAAUGAAUUGAUAUUGAAUUGGAAGUUAAACUUUAACAUAGGUGAAUUCUGAGAAGGUAGUUCAUUAGGAGGUAUUAGUUACACAGUAAGUGCUUUUUAUUCAUGUAAUUCCUUUAUGUAUAUCAUGUGCAUUAUAUUUAUGUGUAUAGGGGACAAUGAAAGAGUUUGAUCAUGUUGGAAACCCAGAAGAACCUCUUCGUACAAAGAUUAUGAGAAUCUGAAACAAAAUGGUGUUGUUUAAGCACAGCCCAGGAUGGCAUUUAAGAGCUGUCUGGAAGGGAUACAUUUAUUUAUUUAUUUGGCUGAUGCCUUUAACCAAAGCACCUUACAACAUCUAUGGCACAAAUGGUUACAUUUCUUUUGGUUUUCCAGUUGGAGCGCAGACCUCUGGUCACACAGUGUCAGUAGUGAGAUCUGAACCCACAACCUCAGGGUUUGAGGUUUAAAGCCUUAACAAGUCCCAUACCCUACUGGCAUGGCUUAGCCUGACAGAUUUAGUUUUAAAAAUCCAACAAAAGUUUCUCAUUCUCCACAGACCUUUAGUUGAGAUUCAAACCCAAUGCUUUAGAAGUCUAACCAAAAAAGUGCCUCAGGAAUGAUUUCAUCUUGAGAAAUAUAUUUACUGUAGUGAUAACAUUCGUUCUGUUAACUCAUUUAUUCAAGUGUAUUUAUUUAUAUAAAAUAUUUGUAAUCUUACCAAAUGACAGUGUCUAGCAUAAUGUGGUGAUGGACUGUAUUUAAUUUUUGGGUGUUUGUAAUUUAAGAUGUUGU
This is a messenger RNA of Polypterus senegalus (gray bichir), 2189 nucleotides long. Its product is annotated as dauer larva development regulatory growth factor daf-7-like. Gene Ontology annotation, cellular component: extracellular region. The record is from RefSeq and is a predicted model, not a curated record. The coding region runs from base 1 to 1236 and encodes 411 amino acids. Gene Ontology annotation, molecular function: cytokine activity; growth factor activity. NCBI's taxonomy places the organism in Eukaryota, Metazoa, Chordata, Cladistia, Polypteriformes, Polypteridae. Gene Ontology annotation, biological process: SMAD protein signal transduction. The transcript has 3 exons.